UCUUCCCCCCCCUUCCCUAACCUGUCCAUUGAUCAAUGGCAUUUACGCGGGGAUGUCUACAAUCCUUCAGGUCUCGUCGCGAAUGCGACAGUGCGCCAGCUCGCUAGAAUCGUCCUUGACCCAAGCUGUUGUCGGCUCACAUGCAAAAAUACUCCGUUCCCAAGUCAUCCCAAUCACUGCCGCCAUAACGACCAAGAUCAAUGCUCGACACCUCUCCUCAAUUCAACACAAUCCCCGCUGGCGUGCCUCAGGAGUCCUGGACUCCUACGUAGCUCAGCCAGCCCGCCCCAUAUCCCUCCGCCAACUAGUCUUCUUUGGCGGGCGCAACUUGGACGAGAAGAAGAUCAUAGACUCGGCAAACUAUGUGCGCACCGAGCUCCCCCUGCGCAUAGCCCAUCGCAUCCGCGAUAUGCAGAAGCUGCCGUACGUGGUCGUCACGAAUAGGCAUUUAUCGGAGGUGUACGAGCUGUACUAUAAAGCCUUCGAGUCCUUCCGUAGGAUCCCCGAGAUUAAGAGUCUCGAGGAUAACGAGAAGUUCUGCGAAAUUGUCAAGACGGCGUUGCAAGAGCAUCUUACCGUCAUACCGAGUCUCGCUAUGGGCGUGCUGGAGUGUAAUGAUUUGGUACCGUCGCAUGAAUUGGACAGGUUUAUGAAUGUUAUUCUUCGGAGUAGAAUUUCUAGAAGAGUCAUAGCCGAACAACACCUAGCGUUAACAGACACCUUCAACUCCCCCUUCCACUUCCCCGACUCCGUGAGCAACCAGCCCCACGACUUCGUCGGCGAGGUCUUCCUCCGCUGCAACGCGCGAGAAGUCGUCGAGCAAGUCGGCAAGCACACAUUAGAACUCGCUCGGGAGGCCAACGGCUCCACCUCGCCCAUUCCCGAGAUCCAAAUCGAGGGCCGCCUGGACACGACAUUUCCAUACAUUCCCUCCCACCUGGAAUACAUAAUCGGCGAGCUCCUGCGCAACUCCAUCCAAGCCACCAUCGACCACCACAGCCAGUCUUCCACUUCCCUCCCACCCAUCAAAAUCCUAAUCUGCCAUACGAAACAACACAUAAUCUUUCGCGUCUCCGACCAAGGUGGUGGAAUACCCAUAGCUGAACUCGCUCACCUAUGGUCCUUCGCCAAGGGGCCCCGCGCAAUCAAUUACCUCCAGAACUUCUCCCAGGUACCGAAGAUGGCCGCCACGCUGCAGGAGCUGCAGAAAACGGCGCACACGCACUCCCGCAGGGAGAGCAUGGACACUUCCCUCUCUAGACUGACCUCUCGGCCACCGAACCUUAGACUGGGAAUGGGCCUGCCCAUGAGCAGGGUGUACGCCGAGUACUGGGCCGGUAGUCUGGAAUUGCACAGUCUCGACGGCUACGGCACAGACGUGUUCUUGCAGGUGUCCAAGUUAGGGAAUAAAUGUGAGCAAUUGAACUUAGAUGGGGUGUAGUAUUAUCUUGGUAGGUAGGUGGGCGCACAUACAUAUAUAUUUAUAUAUACUCCCUUGCAAGGAGGACAAGUGUAUGCCCGCCUACUUACUACAAACUACAAUUAAUAGAGGGAAAAAACUAAAAAAAAAAGAAAGAAAGAAGAAAAAAAAGAUCGGUGGAGUCAUGUAUUAUACUGCUUCGUUUGGUUAACCAUUUAUUUCUCGCAGGCGUAUUAUUCAGAGAUAGAGUUCCGGGUUGAUUGAGAUACCGUAUUUACCAGAAGGGGAGGAAGUUGAUUGGAUGUAAAUUCUUUUCAUAUUCUUCAUUUGUUUUUCCAUAAUUUCUUGUAUUUUUUAUUAUUAUUAUUUAUUUCUUUUGGUUCGUGUGUCGUCUGUGUUUGAUCCUUGUUUUUUAACGUGCUGUAUAGGUUUGUUGCGCCUUUUCAUCGUUCGUUCGCUCCUUUCUUCGUUCGGCGGUCUCGAGUUGCCACCUAUCUCGGACAUUGCAACAUUUCUGGAGUUGGGGGGGAGGGGAUGGGAAGGGGUGUUGGGUCGAUUGAGUUCCGUCGUUAUGCUAUGAGGGGCAGGUAUCUCAUUUACCUCACUAUUCUUUGUUGUGCGGCAUCAUUGCGGUGGUCCCUGUUUUCCAUUAUAUCAUAGAAAGGAUUUCUUUCUGCAUGCAUAGAUGGUCUUCUGUAAAGAUAUUCACUAAUGAUACCCACCACCCCUCCCCCCGUCGUGACUAGCGUUUUAUUCUUCUUGUUGGAUAGCAGAUGCCCGAUGUGUUCCCUUGAAUGUCAAUUACUUUUGAACUCCCCGUUAAAACGAA
Messenger RNA from Tuber melanosporum (Perigord truffle), 2249 nucleotides. RefSeq lists its product as uncharacterized. Gene Ontology annotation, biological process: regulation of glucose metabolic process; protein phosphorylation. The coding region runs from base 53 to 1441 and encodes 462 amino acids. The record is from RefSeq and is a predicted model, not a curated record. NCBI's taxonomy places the organism in Eukaryota, Fungi, Ascomycota, Pezizomycetes, Pezizales, Tuberaceae. Gene Ontology annotation, molecular function: pyruvate dehydrogenase (acetyl-transferring) kinase activity. Gene Ontology annotation, cellular component: mitochondrion. The transcript is spliced from 2 exons.